Leptosia nina is the source of this 1854-nucleotide messenger RNA. Lineage: Eukaryota; Metazoa; Arthropoda; Insecta; Lepidoptera; Pieridae. The record is from the annotation of a GenBank genome assembly.
AUGUCCUGCCCGCAAAUACUGCAAGGAGCCGCGGGUAGCACAUUCAACAAUCUUCUGACGUACUUGCUAGCAGCUCAAUGUCUUAUAACCGAACCGUGGCCGGAGGAUCACAGCGACAGAGUAUCAGACGCCGACACGUUCGACUUCAUCGUAGUCGGCUCAGGCACAGCGGGUUCCAUAGUGGCAAACAGACUGACGCAAAUACAAGAUUGGAAAGUGCUUCUUAUUGAGGCUGGUGAUAAUCCACCUAUUGAAUCUAUCAUUCCAAACUUCUCGGGAGCAACUCACAAUAGUAAACACGCGUGGCAAUAUUACACAGAAAAAGAUGAAACAACAAACAGGGGCUGUGUCGAUGGCAAAUCCUUUUGGCCCAGAGGCAAAGUUCUGGGCGGCACUGGAUCUAUAAAUGGUCUUCUUCACAUGAAAGGUAGCCCAGGUGACUAUGAACCGUGGCAUUUAAGAGAGAACGACGGUUGGGACUGGAACACAAUAAAGAAAUAUUUCAUGAAAAGUGAAAAAAAUAUUGAUCCGUUCAUACUGAAUAAUCCCGAACUAAGGAAAUCUCAUGGCACAGACGGCGAAUACACCGUGGAUCAGUUAAAUUUUACGCAUACUCACAUUGUGGAUAAACUUACCGCAGGUUAUAAAGAAUUAGGGUUGAAAUAUCUGGAUGAUCUAAACGGAUCCACGCAAAUGGGUUUUGGGAAAAUUCACGGAAGCAACUACAGAGGAAAACGUGUCAGUACCGCGACUGCUUUCCUUAAUUCUAUAAGAGAACGUAAAAAUCUUUACAUUGUAAAAAACACUUUCGCUACAAAAGUCAUAUUUAAAGAUAAGAUAGCAAAAGGUGUAACAGUUAUUGCCGAUGGGAAAGAAAAAACUUUCUUUACAAGUAAAGAAAUCAUCAUUAGUGCAGGCUCAGUAAACACACCUCAGCUACUCAUGCUAUCUGGAAUUGGACCUGGGAAGCAUUUAAAAGAUCUGAAUAUUAAUGUUAUUUCUGACUUACCGGUAGGUGAGAAUUUACAAGAUCACGUGCGAAUACCUAUACCCGUUGCAUUACAUACUGGGGAAAAGCCAAAGAACGAAAUUUACUGGCUCAAAGCUGCCGCACAAUAUUUAUUUGAUCAAACUGGUCCUCAUGCCACAAACUACGAUCAGCCCAAUAUAAAUGCUUUUCUAUCGGUUCCAGAUGGUAAAACCCUUCCUGAUGUACAGAUAGAUCAUAACUACUUCGUUCCGAACACCACAUACGUUUACUCAAUGUGUAACAACAUAAUGUCAUUCAAGAAAGAAAUUUGUGAACAGUUUAGGGAUAUGAACUCAAAAAGUGAACUUAUUAUAUUUUUUGUUUCAUUAUGCAGACCGCAUUCCAGAGGAAAAAUUAUGCUACGAUCUACCAACCCUACUGAUCAUCCUAAAAUUUUCGCGAAAUACUUUAGCGAUAACAGAGAUAUGGACAUCUUUGUGAAAAGUUUAAAACGAGUAGCACAAAUUGUUAAUACGGAUACCUUCAAAGCUGCUAAAGCAGAUUUAAAACGGAUAUAUUUUAAAGGCUGUGACGAUUACGCGAUAAGUAGUGAUUUAUACUGGGAAUGUAUGGCACGAGCUAUAACAUAUAACGUUUACCAUCCAGUAGGUACAGCAAAAAUGGGUUUCAGGGCGGACGCCACUGCCGUUGUAAAUAGUAAACUGCGGGUUUUUGGAGUUAGUGGACUGAGAGUAAUAGAUGCAAGCAUAAUGCCAACGAUAACGAGUGUUAACACUAACGCGGCAACUAUGAUGAUAGCGGAGAGAGGAGCCGAUUUUAUUAAGGAUGACUACUUUAAUUACUAUAAUAAGGAUGAGUUAUGA